CAAACACAGAUCCGGCCAUCUGCCACUCCGUUAUGAAAUGUAGCGUUGAGAGAAAAGUAUCUGUUAUUCACUCAAUCAUCACAAUUGAACCACCUACAGCCCAAAGUCUCUUCGCUCGCAAACACGCUGAGUUUGCUCUGGCCCUUCAGCCGUUGGAACCCCGCCCCGAUACGCAACGGUAUCCCCAGUACAUGAAUUCAACACCGCUAGUCCGUAUUGGGUCCCGUCGCUUCAAGUUUCUGCGUCUCCAUUUCUUUCAUGUGAGACUACGCGAACAGUGAACCUCUCACUCACCCUUGCGUCUCACCAACUCCAACGUUCCGCAUCACUAAUCCGGAAAUGUCGGACGUCAAGGACAUCACCCCGGACCUCGACCGGCUGGACUCCCAGCUGGACGUCCUCGAGGACGCGCUGCAGCCCCUGCUGGGCAAUCUCGAGGGCAUGUCCUCCGAGUUGCCGCUGUUAGACAAGGCCAAGCUCUUCUCCCUCACAGCCUACGCCAUUGAGUCGCUACUUUUCUCCUCGCUGAAGCUGGAUGGCACUGACGCGCAGAGCCAUGCCGUCUUCACUGAACUCAAACGAACUCAGCAAUACUUUGCAAAGAUCAAAGCGGCAGAGGCACCUGCAGAGACACGAACCACAACAGUGAACCAAGAAGCUGCGGCUCGCAUCCUGAAGGCAGACCUGUCUGAUAAUAAGACUAUCAGUACUAAGCUGGCCGAGAAGAUUGCCGAAGAGCGAGCCAAGGCCCUCCUCAAGUCUGUUGAGAACCGGAAGCGACCGGCUGAGGAAUCUCCCGUUCCGUCGGCCGCUUCGGGGUCGCAGGAGGCCAAGGGCAAGAAGAAGCAGAAGAACAAGCACAGGGGCAAGGGAAAGAGCCAGAAGUAAAAUGGCCGCGCAUGCUAGGCGGGCUGAGAGUAGGCCGCAUCAGCGGAAUGUUGCCUUGCGUGGGUCGUUGGCCGUCGCAUUGCGGCAACACACGGGAUGGGUGGCGUUUAGGAGCACAUAAUAUUCGAUGGGAGGAAACAUACCAACAAAAUAGACACACCGGAAAAUGGCUACUUAAUCAUGCAUUGCAGUCGUCUUCACCUCGUUAGAAUAGCUACUACGUAGACUAACACCGAGCCUUUCGAGAGUCUUCCAGUAGACGUCCACUCAACCAACUCCCGGCAACACGCGGAAGAGAGGAU
This is a messenger RNA of Ilyonectria robusta, 1190 nucleotides long. RefSeq lists its product as uncharacterized. The coding region runs from base 340 to 888 and encodes 182 amino acids. Gene Ontology annotation, cellular component: nucleolus; exosome (RNase complex). NCBI's taxonomy places the organism in Eukaryota, Fungi, Ascomycota, Sordariomycetes, Hypocreales, Nectriaceae. The record is from RefSeq and is a predicted model, not a curated record. The transcript has 3 exons. Gene Ontology annotation, molecular function: RNA binding; DNA binding. Gene Ontology annotation, biological process: maturation of 5.8S rRNA; regulation of gene expression.